AGUAGUUAGCCAUGGAGGUGUCUUUGUUACCGGCAGAGAGUUUGUUGGUGGCACCUGACCAACGACUCCGGAGUUGUACACAGGGUGGUCUGUGUUUAAGUUCGCCUGUUUGCGAAGGAGACAAGACCCGAAGCUGCACACAGGAGGCAUCUUUGAUUGGCACUUCCAAGUGGCAGAAACUGAGUCUAGAUGAAGGCGUGAAGGAGAAGUCUCUCUCAGGGACUUCGAAGCUUUUGCCCAGUCUUGGUGACGAGGGCAACGCAAAGACGGUGAAGCUUCAAAGUUAUGACUCGUCAGUAACCAUGAAGGAGGCUUUGGCCGUGUUGAAGGAAGCCGCUAUCGACGUCCCGACCGGCCCGACCGAGGCGCUGAAAACUGAUGCAGACAUGACCAACUCCACAGAAGUCACCAAGGAGCCAUUGCAGCCUACCGUUGAGACAAUCUCGCCAGAGGUUUCGCUCGUAAUGACCGAUGCUGGUCGAAGUGUCCAUGCUGAAGAGGUUGCAGAACUGAGGGCCUUGCUUGAAGAGGCCAUUCAGGACGAUGGCAAAGACCAGGAGAAGAGUCCAAAAACUCUUUGGUUGGAAGAGGCAGUCCGUAAAACUGCUGAACCCAUGCCGAGUGUUGGCAUUGUGGGAUGCAAUCCUUCCAAAGCUGAAGGAAUGGAGGCACUGAUCAAGUCUGCGAACGUCAGAGCAGCUCCUGCACCGUCUGAGGACUUGUACGACUCCACAGAACAACCGUUGCACGAGAAGAGUCACACGUGGCGAGACACCGAGCACGGCGAGCACGGCGAGCGCGGACCAGACGUCUCCAACGUCUCUUGGGCCGUAUCCAGCGCCAUGGAUAGCUUGGCAUAUAGCCACUCGGAAGGAGGCUACAGCCGCUCGCUUGAGCAGUCUGAGGUUAAAAGUCCGACGCGAAAACCCGGUACCCCCAAGUCCGCCAUUGCCCUGGAUGAUCAGAAAAUGAAGGCAUUCGCAUCUGCGGUGCAAGGGGCCAAGGGCCUUGGUGAGGACCUGCAGAAGGAUCUUCUAGAACUUCUUCAUGCUCUCCCAGGUUGCAAAGCCUGAGCCCCGUCCCGCCCUGUGCAUGUGAAGCAGACUGGUAGGAUUUUGUAGGAUUUGGUAGGACAUGUGCCUUGGGAAGAAUCCGUUGCAGCAGGCGCUUUAUUGAAAUUCUCAGGGUCCUCAAACCUGGACCCAUAGAGCUCCCAGGAGUGUUGUGUACGACAUGGACAUGGUUUUGCUGUGCGCAGCAUGAUGUAUA
Molecule: messenger RNA, 1269 nt
Organism: Cladocopium goreaui
Lineage: Eukaryota; Dinophyceae; Suessiales; Symbiodiniaceae
Source: the annotation of a GenBank genome assembly